Messenger RNA from Xyrauchen texanus (razorback sucker), 906 nucleotides. RefSeq names its product troponin I, fast skeletal muscle-like. Lineage: Eukaryota; Metazoa; Chordata; Actinopteri; Cypriniformes; Catostomidae. Gene Ontology annotation, biological process: muscle contraction. Gene Ontology annotation, cellular component: troponin complex. The transcript is spliced from 7 exons. The record is from RefSeq and is a predicted model, not a curated record. The coding region runs from base 106 to 642 and encodes 178 amino acids.
GAAUGCAAUAUAUACUAAUGUUGCCUGCAAAGAUACUAUUCUCCCUCCAUUCUUACUACUGGUUCUGCUUCAGUUCAAAGGUGUUACAAGCAAAAUACAGCCAAGAUGUCAGAGAAAAAGAUGUCAUCCAGUCGCAAGCAUCAUCUAAAGAGUUUGAUGCUGUCCAUCGCUAAAGGUUUACUUGAACAGGAAGAAACGGACAGAGAUGUGGCGAGGAAGAGAUACAUGGCAGAGACCUGCCCAGCUCUGUCUCUUCCAGGAUCCAUGCAAGCUUUGCAGGACUUGUGCAGGGAACUUCACCACAAAACAGAGGCUGUUGACGAAGAGAGAUACGAUCUGGAAAUAAAAGUAAACAAGUGUGCAAAGGAGAUUGAGGACAUGAAUAUCAAAGUCAUUGACUUGAAGGGAAAAUUUAAGAAGCCAGUUUUGAGGAAGGUGCGCAUGUCUGCCGAUGCUAUGCUUCAAGCUCUGCUCGGCUCCAAACACAAAGUGUCUCUGGAUUUGAGGGCCAACUUGAAACAAGUCAAGAAGGAGGUCAAAGAGGAGGAUAAGGAACUGCGUGAUGUUGGUGACUGGCGCAAGAACAUUGAGGAUAAGUCUGGCAUGGAUGGCAGGAAGAAGAUGUUUGAAUCUGAGGCUUGAAUUUCUUAAGUUUUAAAGUUAAUUUUUCUGCUCUGUAAUCCACUUUAGAAUUAGUCUUUAGCUUGUAUAUGGUCAUUACAUGGAUACACUGUAAACAUUUGUGUAAUUGAAAGCAUACAAAAAUAAAUGUGGUUGUUCAUUUACAUUUUGUAUUCUCAGAGCAUAAUAAGCAGCAUUAAUAUGUACCACAUAUUCAAAAUCAAAAUGAGAAUGCUAAAGAAUAUGUACAGCUUUCUUACACAAUAAAUCAUCAAAAAUGAAUUA